AACUCGAGCGACAUCAAACCUAAUUUUGUCUUCAAACUGAUGAGAACGAUAAAAAAAAAAGUAAAAAUUGAAAAAGAACAUUAAUAUUGUGGAAAGAAUUCAACGUAAUGCUGCACCGGGCCAAUUUUUAUGAAGGAAGCAACAUGCGCGGACGGCCACAGCACUUUGGACAGAGAGAGCUAUUUGGCAAUCCGCACAAUGGUUUCGGUGUUCAAUCUGGCAAUGUAGUCAACGUGCAGCUCAACGAGAGACGCGACUGGCUAUUCCAUUUGGGCUUGAGCCCCAGCUGUGCCCACGAGCUAGCAAUACAUACACUCGAGCAGCCAGACUUCAAUCUGAGCCACUUUCAGCAGCAUUGGAAACGUCUUAGCCUGCAGCUGGGCGCCAGACGACAGGCCGAGGUGGAUGCCAUAGUUUUACGUAAAAUCCGAGAGCUACUGCAUCGUCAAGCGGCCCCAUCGAGCUAUCCCAGAACCCCGUCACCACCACGCGGCAUCAACUGGAUCUCAAGUCGUGAAAAUUCGCCAGAUUGUGAUCCUAUUCCUUUGGCAUAUCUUGCUGAUAACAGGAAUGACCACUACCCAGAACGCAGAUUGACUUCGACGCCUGUGGAAGAAAUGGACUUUCAACCACCUGACUUGCAUCGAAGAGAACUAGAUGUAGAUUCACGAAAUUCGGACCAUAACUUUAAUGGAGAGCUGGCAAAACGUUUUACCCCAUACAACUCCAACGAUAACUACAACAACAAUAACAAUAAUUAUCGAAACUUGGACUAUAAUAUAGAUUUAGAUCUUCGAAACAUUGAAGGAGAUUUUGCCCCACAACAGCUUAACAAUAUUGUAGGUUGCCCCGUUCAACAUAAAAACAGUUCUGAAAACAAUGCGUUCGUGAACCACAAUUACCGUCGUCAGUUGCCUGCUUUAUUCAACGAUAAAUUUCAUUUUAAUAACAGGGAACAGCUUCAAUUCAGAAAUGUAAAUAAUGUACACUUUCAAAAUGCAUUGGAGCCCAUGUUCAGGCGAUUUAAUGGCAGAAAUGAAGCUGGGAACAAUAAAAAUUUUAAUUCAAAUCAGUUUCCAAACAUUUACCAAGACGGGGAAGCCCAUACAAUCGAUAACAGAAAUUUGCGCAUCCCCAGCCUCAGGGUAUUAAAGCGCGCUGCUGAACCAAGCAAUGGGGAACUUGACCAAAAUAAACACAAGAAGCGCAUUAUGACGCAAGUGGAUCAAAUAUUUCAAAUAGGCGACUUUGAAAUGCCCUACCUUCACAGCAACUGGAAGCCGUUACCGCAGCCAGAGAGCACGUAAUAUGCGAUUAAGUUCUUUCGACGUAAGCACUGCAGUAUUAUUGGUGGAAAGGAGGCAGUGCCUCCAGAGUCACCAGUUCGGAAAAGCCCGAUACUAUCUUUAAACUAUAGUCGCGGUGCAGCCAAGCGAUUUCGUCAGGGCCUCCGCGAUGAGUGGACGGAUAUAUACCGCAACAUGAACUACAGAAGCUGGGAUAUUUGGUGGAAAGACUUCAAGUGGUGUGAGGCGGGCAUCGAUAAAGAGCUCGAUUACUUUAAAGGCAUUAAUUUAAGAUAUUCAUUUCUGCACAUUAAAAUGAGUUAUGACAAACCGGAGUCGAUAAGGCAACUAAUGCACUCAGCUCAUUUGGCAUUGGAGUUGAACAAGACGAAUUUUCAAUCGAUAAUGGGCACCAUUUUUGAAUUGACGAACGUGUGCUUCUUGGAGAAAUUGGAUUCGGAACAUAUGUGCCAAUUGCAGGAUAUCAUACGAUACAUACCGAAUCACUUGUGGGUCUACAAGAUGCGCAGCAUGGUCUAUUUGUGGUCUCGUUACAGCCGUAUUCGAACAACGGCCAAUCCUUCAAACAGGGAACUCUGGUCCACGCAGACACAAUGGAACAGUCCCUUAUUUCACUGGCUAGCCAAGCAGGCCUACCUCGAGCUCAAGACUGUCAGUGAAGUCGAGUGGACUGAGCAUAAUAAACUGUAUCCAUUGAUAUAGUUAAAUUGAUUUGUAUUUAGGAACAUGUAUUUAUCGACUCCAGUGGUAACAAUAAUUUUAUGCUAACCACGACAUAAAAUAAUUAUAAUAAUUAUACAAAUAAAUUGUUAUACAAAAUAUUUGUUCUUGCGGAGCUAUGUUAUGCACACGAUCAUUUUAUACAUUUAAAAUCAUGGAUUAAGACCCGUUGGAACUAUGACUUACGGAUUAUGAGGAGAACAAUGAAUUUUCUUCAAGCCAAGUUUUGUUAAGAUUUUUAACUUGGUAACGAUAUGCGUAUUUAGGUAAACUUUUGUCUUGAAAGCUUGGUGCUUUGUCUUUGUAAUCAAACUGGCCUUUGGUAAUAUAAAGCGUAUUCAAAUCUGGAAUCAAUGAAACUUGUGGACUCUGGUGGAGAGCCUCGGCAUUUUAACUAAUUUUGCUUGCAUCCCCACUCGUUCAUUGCUGCUAUUAUGCUGCCAUCUAUUUGUAAGGCAAAUAAAAACUCAAAGCAUUUA
Molecule: messenger RNA, 2506 nt
Organism: Drosophila virilis
Lineage: Eukaryota; Metazoa; Arthropoda; Insecta; Diptera; Drosophilidae
Product: signal transducer and activator of transcription B
Source: RefSeq, a predicted model, not a curated record